AUGUCGACCUACUACGAGUCUUCGCCCUCGCAGUGGCCUCCCUCCGGCCAGUCUGGUUGGGAUCACCAGACUCCUCCUCCGGCCCGAUCUGGCGCCAGCUCCGUCAUUCCUCGUGAGGAGGCCGCCGCGUUCACUCACCAACUCGAAGAGGUUGACCGCGCCAUUGACAACUUGGUUAAGAGCGGAAAAAUGUUUGGAGGAGCCGGGGGUCGUCGUGAGUUUAUUCCCCGUCCCGGCCCCGCCAGACAGUACCCAGCUUUCGACGCGCACCCUCGAGGCUGGCCGGGCCAAGGACGCCCUCCUGCUGGCCCCGGUUCUCGCCCCCAUUCCGUGGCCGACUUCGGCGAUGCCCGCGGCGGACACCAAGGCUCGAACCUCCAGAACUUUUACGCCAACCAGCGACACCAGUCCUCACGCGGCUCGAACGAGGCGGAACAAAUGAUGCAGGCCAAAAGGAGAAUGGCCGCGCAGCGGGAGCGCGAGCUGCGGAACUACCAUCAGGAGCAGCAAUACAACCGAACUGUUCUUGCCGACAUGUCCUAUGGCAACAGUAAGCCGGACCGUACCAUGAGCCCUGGUAGCCUGUCCGACGAGGAUCGCCGCAAGCUCAUCGCCCAGCAGCGUAGCGCCCUGUACGGAGAGGGACCUUACCCCGAGGGCGCCGGUCUUGGUGACGAAGCUGGCGCACCCCGCCCCGGACUCCCUGGCCCGCAGGGCGGUCCUGCCGGCUUCCGUGGUCACUCGCCCUUGGCUUACGAAUAUGGCCGCGCCCCUCCGGCCCACUCCGACGUCGGCGCUCCGGCCUCUGCCGAUGGUGCUCAGGGUCCUCAGUCCGCAGGCCCGAAUGAGCAAGCCCGUGCCAACAGCAACGCAAGCCCCCAGUCCAACCCGGGAAGCAAGGGUGUCUACGAUGCCUCUGGUAUUCAGCAGUCGAGCCGCACCAGCGUCUCCUCGCCGGGCGGUUCCCCGCCUCGUCAAGGUGCUCCGGGUAGCAAGCCGUCUCAAGGUUCGGUCGCGCCCAUCGGCACUCGCCCCUCGGUCUCCGGACCGUCGCCGAACGCCAGCCUCAACAAGCAGUCCACUACCCCGCUACCUUCGCCUCUGGGUCAGGGCUACAAGGCUCCCGGAAGCGAUGAGGGCGGUGCCCCGACCAGCAUCGCUCCGUCCAACUCUUCGACUGCGGCUCCCGAGGGUGCCAAUGUCGGUCUCACUGGCUGGGGUGCGCGCCCUAACGGCUGGGGCAGCAAGCCCGGCCUCGGCGGCGUCCAGGCUAGUGUGUGGGGUUAG
Messenger RNA from Dichotomopilus funicola, 1287 nucleotides. RefSeq lists its product as uncharacterized. Bases 1 to 1287 code for a protein of 428 amino acids. The transcript has 5 exons. NCBI's taxonomy places the organism in Eukaryota, Fungi, Ascomycota, Sordariomycetes, Sordariales, Chaetomiaceae. The record is from RefSeq and is a predicted model, not a curated record.